Molecule: messenger RNA, 6831 nt
Organism: Microcebus murinus (gray mouse lemur)
Lineage: Eukaryota; Metazoa; Chordata; Mammalia; Primates; Cheirogaleidae
Source: RefSeq, a predicted model, not a curated record
AGUAUUUUCUACAUAGGCAGCAUAUCAUCUGCAAGUAGGGAUUGCUUUAUUCUUUUUUUCCAAUCUGUAUGUUUUGUAUUUCCGUUUGUUGCCUUACUGUGCUAGCUAGAACUUCUAGUCCUGUGUUGAUAAGCGUGGGGAGAGUGGACAUCCUUGCCUUGUUCCUAGUCCUGGGGGUCAGGCAUUCUAUCUUUCACCACUGAGCGUAAAGGCCAUCUGUGGGUUUGUUGUGGAUGCCACUUGCACUUUCCUGGGAUGGGUGCGAAUGAGACCGUUGGACUUUUUGUGGUGUUUGGCUGAAAUAGAGUAGUUAUUAUCUGCAAGUGUUCUGUCUUAUUUGUGGGGCAUUUUCUGCUUGUGCCUAUUGGCACUUCUGGGUUGCUAUUUUCCUCAGUUCUAAGUCUGGGCUGUGAAGCAAAAAGGAAAUGCAGGAAGCCCACCACUGUGUUGUUCCUUGGGUCCUGAGAUUCCUAACUGGUCUGCCUUCUUCACUCUGCCACUCAAAGUCUUCUUAUGUGUGUUUUGCAUAUAACAUCCGCGGGUUUUAGUUGCACUUAGCAGGUGGAAUCUGGAAGAGUGUGUCUGCUCCAUCUUCCUGGGAGCGGAAGCGGUUGGGAGUGUGAGAGCAGGUAGGUGGGGGCAGUUUAGAGACCCAAGGUUGGUUCUACAGGUGCAGAAGGGCUGUUGGGGCCCAGCCCUGACAGCAGUAUGGAGCGGUGUGGGCGGGUGGGGGCUGUGGCAGCCCAGCAGGCUGCUGCCCGUGUCCAGGCAGGAGAUACUGAGGUCAGGACCUGCGCUGUAACGGUAGAUGUAGGGCAGAGAGGAAGAAGAGGGAAGUACGCACGGGCAGUGAGGAAGUUCGAGGUUUCUAGCUUGGGCGACUAGCUCUGAGAUUAGGAAGGCAGAGGGAGGUGUCUGAGUGCAACAGAGGCUGUAUUCCAGGCAUUGUAGAGCAUGCCUGGAAGACUGGACUAACGGUACUUCCCUUCAGAGAAGGCUUCGCAGAGGAAGUCAGGCUGCUGUGCAAAAAUCCGGGGAGCGUGCGUUCUGGGCAGAGGAAACAGUGUGGGGAAAGGCACAGGUACAGGCAGCGGCGCCAUAGGCCUGUGGGACUCCAGCAGGCUGGGGCUAAGUGGGUGGUUACUGGCUCCGAAACUGAAAGGAUGCUGCAGGAGCACACGAAGGGAAGAGCUUCUGGAAUGGAAAUGGGUGCUGCCUGUGGUCUGGCUGACUCCUUACCUUCCGUUAUUCCUGCUGGCAUCAGUCUUCCCUACUGCAGACAGGCUGCCUCCCCAUGGGGCACAGCUGCUGACAGCCUCAGGGUAUAGUCUGGGGUGGGGGUGGGAGCAGUUCCUUUCUCUGCAUCUGUGUAUUGGUUCUAGAGAAAGGCUCUGAUUGGCCCAGGUUGGGUGAUGUGCGUGUCUUCUGGACCAAUCACUGUUGCCAGGGACUGGUGUUCUCUAAUCUGGGCUGGAUUGUAUACCCACCCCUACUGGGGCAAGCAGAAUCUUUUUAAGAAGGCAGAAGAAAUGCAUCUGUUGAGGAAGAUAAAAAAGACUGUUUACCAUGGCUUACUGUGAUAGGUUUUGAAGAAUGCAUAGUAUACCAAUGAAGAAACUCUGUAGAGUUUCAAGCAGGGGACUUGAUCAAAGUUAGGUUUUAUUAAAAUCAUUCCAAACACUGCGUGGGGUUGUGGUUGGAAAUAAGUGACUGGAGGUGGCACAACUGGAGCUGGAGUCCUGAGUGCCUGUGUUUGUGCUUCACCUCCAGCCACAGCAUCGGUGAGGUGGAGGCAGGGAGAAGAGGGGCUGACGGAGGACUCCCCCACAACCAAGGAGGUAGUGAUAAGUCUCUGGAAGGCUAGCCUUAUCUUUGGAAACUAGUUACUAAGUGGCGGCAGACUAGACGUGCCCUCUUGCUUCGGGAGAAAUGUGAGUGUUCUUGGCUUCUCAUGGUACCCUAACUGGAAAAGGAAGCUGAUUGGUCGCAUUUCCCUCUCUUUAAAAAACACCCUUGUUUGAGAAAUCAUAAUAGGCAUAGGCAGUAUGGCCAGGAGAGACGGGUGGAGAGGAGGGCACAGAACCCCAGCCUGUGGGUCUGCAUCAGGAGCUUUUGUCCCUUUGGCAUUGUCCUUGCUGUCGGGCCUUGAAGGGAUCUGAGGAAAGGGUGACAUGAUCUGGUUCACGUUGCACCACAUUUCCUCCUCUGUUGGGAACAGACUACAGGUGAGGUAGGAGUGACUCCAGGAGUGGCAGCAGGGAAGCAGGGCACCAGUUGGGAGGCUGGCACAACAGUCUAGGAUGGUUAUGAUGGAGGUGUUGAGAAAUGGUCACAUUCUGAAUUCACUCUAAGGUGAAAACCAGUUUUGAUGAGGCUUGGCUAUGGAAUGAAAGACAGAGAGAGGAGAUGAGAAUGACUCCAAAUCUUUUGGCCUGGGCAGCUGGAAAAUCAUUGUCUUAAACGGCAGGGGGUGAGACUGUGGAAGGAGCAGGUCUGGGGAAGCUCAGGGGCUCGUGUUGGGCGUGUUAAGUUGGAGACACCCAGCAUCCUUACACGGAGCUCCUGUCUACUUGACUUCUUACCUGACCUAGGCAGUUGGACGUGCUAGUCAGUUCAGAGGAGAGCCCAGGCUUGGAGAGAAACCUGGCCAUCGUCAGCACAGAGGCGAGAUCACCAAGAGAGUGACAGAGGAGAGAAGAGAGCGAGGACAGCCCUGGGGCGCUCUGCCAUAAGAGUUGGGAAGAUGAGGGGGAACAAGCAAAGGGAAGGAGCAGCGGUGUGGGGGGUGGGAGACCCAGAGAAGCUGCUGUCCUGGAAGCCGAGUGAAGGGAGGAGUCCAGGGCGACUGAUUCACUGGUGUCAAAGCCGCAGGACAUGGAGGACAGGCCAGAUGCACACUGUUGGACCUGAGCUUCAUCUUGCAAAUAAGUCGCAGUUCCUGACCUAAAGGGGAAUGCAAUUGUGCAAAAAAGGAUCAUUUGAGACUGAUUGGAAUAAAUCUGAGAAAAGUGUGAAGUUAAGUACCAUGGGAGUCCAGGAGAAGGGGACAGUACUUCUCGCUUUUGCAGGGAGGAUUGAGUGACAUUGAUUCAUGUCUUCAUUCAUUUAUUUAUUCAUUCUACAAAAACUUACUGGGUGCCAGGGACUGGAGGAAGGGGGGAGGCAGAGUUAUUGUUUAAUGGGUAUAGAGUUUCAGUUUUGCAGAAAAGAAGAGUUCUGGAGGUAGAUGUUGGUAAUGGUUGCACAACAGUAUGAAUGUACUCAAUAUUACUGAACCAUACACUUAAAGUGGUUAAGAUUGUAGCUUUUAUGUUACAUGUAUUUUACUACAAUUUUAAAAAGUGGAGAGGAAAAAAAUAAUACUUAUUGUGGCCUCACUGUGAACUUGAUCUGGGAUGAUGGGUGACAUUUGGGUAGAUAAUGUGAAGACAUCCCACCAAGAGGGCAGUGCAUCCUUGGGGUCUGGCUGGCUGGAUGGAAGGGUCCAUGUGGGAACCACCAGGCUGUGGCUGCAGAAGCAGGCUGGGCCAGUUGGUGCAGGCCUGGCAUCGUGGCUGCAGAGUUGGGCUUGCCUUCCUAGAUACUGGGAGCCUCUGGAGGUUUCUGCCCAAGGGAGUGUCAUUCAAAGGGGUGCAUUUAGAUUAAUCUCAUUAAUCCUUCCUGUUAAACCAUUGCCUAUUAAAAGCAAUAGGAUCCAGGUAUGCAUUUCUAUGUGACAAUUGUGGCCUAGCAGAAUUUUAGAUACCCAGGUGUAUGUUAAUGAAUUAAGUAGGUUGUUUUUCUAUCCAUUUUACAAAUAUUUGUUGAGAACCAUCUAAAUUCCCAUCAUGUUCUAGGCAGUAGGGGUAAGAGGCGGAGUGAUUUAACAGGUCUUUUCUCUUGAAAAGCCCGAAGUCUAGAGAGCCACCCCCUGACCCUGUAAACAAGAAAUUAUGCCAUGAUGUGCCAUGUGUUACCAUAGACAUGUCGCCCCAGAGUUCCAUGGGAGCUGAGAGGAGGGGCCACCUGGCCUGCCUGGGACACUGAGGAGGCUUCCAGGGAAAGGUUAUCCAAUGGAUGUGAAGGAGAAGCAGGGAUUUUCUAGGCAAAGAAGCAGAGAUGGAUAUCCAGGAGGAUGGUGCUGCUGGCUAGAGUGCAUGCUUUUGGACCCCAGCCUAACUUUUCAAAUGUGGACUCCUAGGCCUUCAUUGGUUUUUGGAAGAAGUUGACUGGCUAAAAGGAAAUUUCAAAACAUGAAAAUCGCUUUGAGGUGACCAACAAGUCCAGAGGCCCUUUGCCCCUCCCAAGCUGGCUCUGAGGGGUGACAACUGUAAUUUCAGAUGAGGGAACCUGGGCCCAGAGGGAGGGAGUGACAGCUCCAUUCCUAUUGCGCAGAGCCCAGACCCCUGACUGCAGCAGGCACAACCUCCUCUGCUGGGUUUGGAGUUGCAAGAGCAUCCAAUGGCAGACCAGAGAAUGGACAUUUCUUCAACCAUCAGUGAUUUCAUGUCCUCGGGCCCCGCCGACCUGCUGUCCAGCUCCCUCGGCACCAGCGGCGUGGACUGCAACCGCAAGCGGAAGGGCAGCUCCACCGACUACCAAGAAAGCAUGGACACAGACAAAGAUGACCCUCACGGAAGGUUAGAAUACACAGAGCACCAAGGAAGGAUCAAAAAUGCAAGGGAAGCUCACAGUCAGAUUGAAAAGCGGCGUCGGGAUAAAAUGAACAGUUUUAUUGAUGAACUGGCUUCUUUGGUACCAACGUGCAACGCCAUGUCCAGGAAAUUAGACAAACUUACUGUACUAAGGAUGGCUGUUCAGCACAUGAAAACGUUAAGAGGUGCCACCAAUCCAUAUACAGAAGCAAACUACAAACCCACUUUUCUAUCAGACGAUGAACUGAAACACCUCAUUCUCAGGGCAGCAGAUGGAUUUUUGUUUGUCGUAGGAUGUGACCGAGGGAAGAUACUCUUUGUCUCAGAGUCUGUCUUCAAGAUCCUCAACUACAGCCAGAACGAUCUGAUCGGUCAGAGUUUGUUUGACUACCUGCACCCUAAAGAUAUCACCAAAGUCAAGGAGCAGCUCUCCUCCUCCGACACCACACCCCGGGAGCGGCUCAUAGAUGCAAAAACUGGACUUCCAGUUAAAACAGAUAUAACCCCUGGGCCAUCUCGAUUAUGUUCUGGAGCACGACGUUCUUUCUUCUGUAGGAUGAAGUGUAACAGGCCUUCAGUAAAGGUUGAAGACAAGGACUUCCCCUCCACCUGCUCAAAGAAAAAAGCAGAUCGAAAAAGCUUCUGCACAAUACACAGCACAGGCUAUUUGAAAAGCUGGCCGCCCACAAAGAUGGGGCUGGAUGAAGACAAUGAACCGGACAACGAGGGGUGUAACCUCAGCUGCCUUGUCGCAAUCGGACGACUACAUUCUCACAUGGUUCCACAACCGGUGAACGGGGAAAUCAGGGUGAAAUCUAUGGAAUAUGUUUCUCGGCACGCAAUAGAUGGCAAGUUUGUUUUUGUAGACCAGAGGGCAACAGCUAUUUUGGCAUAUUUACCACAAGAACUUCUAGGCACAUCGUGUUAUGAAUAUUUUCACCAAGAUGACAUAGGACAUCUUGCAGAAUGUCAUAGGCAAGUUUUACAGACGAGAGAAAAGAUCACAACAAAUUGCUAUAAGUUUAAAAUCAAAGAUGGUUCUUUCAUCACACUACGGAGUCGAUGGUUCAGUUUCAUGAACCCUUGGACCAAGGAAGUAGAAUACAUUGUUUCAACCAACACUGUUGUUUUAGCCAACGUCUUGGAAGGCGGGGACCCAACCUUCCCGCAGCUCACAGCGUCCCCGCACAGCAUGGACAGCAUGCUGCCCUCUGGAGAAGGUGGCCCAAAGAGGACCCACCCCACUGUUCCAGGGAUUCCAGGGGGAACAAGGGCUGGGGCAGGAAAAAUAGGUCGAAUGAUUGCUGAGGAAAUCAUGGAAAUCCACAGGAUAAGAGGGUCCUCACCUUCCAGCUGUGGCUCCAGCCCAUUGAACAUCACGAGUACACCUCCCCCUGAUGCCUCUUCUCCAGGAGGCAAGAAGAUUUUAAAUGGAGGGACUCCAGACAUUCCUUCCAGUGGCCUACUACCAGGACAGGCUCAGGAGAAUCCAGGUUAUCCAUAUUCUGAUAGUUCUUCUAUUCUGGGUGAGAACCCCCACAUAGGUAUGGACAUGAUAGACAAUGACCAAGGAUCAAGUAGUCCCAGUAAUGAUGAAGCAGCAAUGGCUGUCAUCAUGAGCCUCUUGGAAGCAGAUGCUGGGCUGGGUGGCCCUGUUGACUUUAGCGACUUGCCAUGGCCGCUGUAAACACUACAUGUUGCUUUGGCAACAGCUACAGUAUCAAAGUGCAUUACUGGUGGAGUUUUACAGUCUGUGAAGCUUACUGGAUAAGGAGAGAACAGCUUUUAUGUACUGAUUUCAUAAAAGCCAUCUCAGAGCCAUUGAUACAAGUCAAUCUUAUUAUGUGUAACUUCAGACAAAGUGGAACUAAGCCUGCUCCAGUGUUUCCUCAUCAUUGAUUAUUGGGCUAGCUGUGGAUAGCUUGCAUUAAUUGUAUAUUUUGGAUUCUGUUUGUGUUGAAUUUUUUAAUCAUUGUGCACAGAAGCAUCAUUGGUAGCUUUUAUAUGCAAAUGGUCAUUUCAGAUGUAUGGUGUUUUUACACUACAAAGAAGUCCCCCAUGUGGAUAUUUCUUAUACUAAUUGUAUCAUAAAGCUGUUUAUUCUUCCUUGUAAGAAUCCUUUACUAUAAAUAUGGGUUAAAGUAUAAUGUAUUAGACAGUUAAAUAUUUUUAAUAAAUGUUUCCCUUGUUCUAUAAA